UGCAGUCUUUAUUAAAAGCGCUUGGCUACAGAUAACAGCUAAAGCUAUUUGUCUCAACUCAAAAUCGGAAUAGAAAAUCACACAGACCGCAACAAUGAAAGAUGUCACCGGGUACCUCAAACAACAACAGAGCAACAGCUCAACCCCAGAGAUGGCGGCAGAAUGGCAUACAUUGGAGGAGUUAUACAACAAAAAGCUGUGGCAUCAGUUGACACUGAAGAUGACAGACUUUGUAAAGGAUCCUUGCUUUGCCACAGGGGAUGGCCUCAUACAGCUUUACGAAAAUUUUCUCAGUGACUUUGAACACAGAAUCAACCCAUUGUCCCUAGUGGAGAUUAUCCUAUAUGUUACUAGACGUAUGACAGAUCCAAAAGAAGCCAUCACCUUCCUUGAGAAAACCAAGGAAAAAGUGAAAAGCAGUGAUGAAGCAGUCAUUCUGUGUAAGACGUCUAUUGGCACUCUAAAGCUAGAGAUCAGUGACCUUCCAGCAACAAAGAAAAUCAUUGAGGAAGUUGAUGAGAUGUUAAACAAUUUGCCUGGGGUAACGUCAGUCCAUGGACGCUUCUAUGACCUGUCCAGCAAAUACUAUCGCAUCGUUGGGAACCACGCCAACUACUACAAGGAUGCUCUGCGCUACUUGGGCUGUGUGGACAUCAAAGACUUGGCAGAGACAGAGAAGCAGGAAAGGGCUUUCACAUUGGGCUUGGCUGGACUCUUGGGGGAAGGAGUUUACAACUUCGGGGAGCUGCUCAUGCAUCCAGUGCUUGAGUCUUUAAGAAGCACAGACAAGCAAUGGCUUAUUGACACACUGUAUGCCUUCAAUGGGGGCAAUGUGGAGAAAUUCCAGACCUUCAAGUCUGCCUGGGGCCAGCAGCCUGACCUGGCAACACAUGAGGCUAAGCUGAUGCAGAAGAUUCAGCUCCUUUGUGUGAUGGAGAUGACUUUCACCCGCCCAGCUAACCACAGACAGCUGACCUUUCAUGAGAUCUCACAGAGUGCCAAAAUCCCUGUAAAUGAGGUUGAACUCUUGGUAAUGAAGGCUUUGUCAGUGGGCCUGAUCAAAGGCAACAUCGAUGAGGUGGACCAGAAGGUUCAGAUGACCUGGGUGCAACCAAGGGUGCUGGACCUGCAACAGAUCAAAGGCAUGAAAGAGAGGCUAGACUUCUGGUGUGGAGAUGUGAAGAACAUGGCCAUGCUGGUGGAGCAGCAGGCACACGAUAUUCUCACCUAGGCUAAGCAAACCUGGCAACCCUGCCUUUCCACCCGCCAAAAUGGCCUCACCUACCUUCAUAGGCACAACCGAGGGAAAUUACUCCUGAUUCCCCUUUGAGGAGGACUUGUGCAUCCAGCUAUUUUCAGUUUUGUAACUUUUAUUCUUUUUUGGGGGGGUUGGAUACCAUGUAUGUUCUUCAUGUGUUACUGUAAACAUUUAUAUCCACUUGCAGUACAUGUAACAAUGUUGAAUUUUGAAAAUAAAAAUGCUAGUUGAUGAAA
Molecule: messenger RNA, 1494 nt
Organism: Osmerus eperlanus (European smelt)
Lineage: Eukaryota; Metazoa; Chordata; Actinopteri; Osmeriformes; Osmeridae
Gene: psmd13
Product: proteasome 26S subunit, non-ATPase 13
Exons: 13
Coding region: 95-1231 (378 amino acids)
Biological process (GO): ubiquitin-dependent protein catabolic process
Cellular component (GO): proteasome regulatory particle, lid subcomplex; cytosol; nucleus
Molecular function (GO): structural molecule activity
Source: RefSeq, a predicted model, not a curated record